AUGAACCAGCUCUGGAGGUCACCUGACUAUGAUCCCCCAGGCCAGUUCUCAUUUUUAAUACACUGGCUUUUUGUAUGUCCUUCUCUUUCUGCAGAUGCAGUGGCUAUUACGUGGACCAGUAGAGUUGUCCCUUCAUUACCAUGGGUUAUUCCUUUCAGUAUCUCUGCCUCAUUAUUUAGCAACCUUUUGAUUAAUGUAUUUGAGUUGUCAAGAGUAAUACACAUUGCAGGCCAAGUGAGCCAGCUACCUUUGUUAUUUAAUAUGCUUAAUAUUCACCCCUCUCCUCUUAUGCCUGUGCUACUGCUUAUCAUUGUGGUAUCCUUUGCCGUUGUCUCAACAAACCUACUGGAGUCGAUGAACUAUCUUUAUUUUGUAAUUUCUAUUUGGUCUGUAUUAUUAAUGAUAGGAAUACUAAAACUGAGAGUGUUUUUGCCAUUUCCCUUGGUAACAAUGGCCAUCAGCCUGUGCUUGGUUUUGAUACCUUUGGUGAAGUCUCCACAUACACAUUAUAUCUAUGUGUGUCUUUCUGCUCUCAGUGGACUUUGGUUGUACAUACCCUUAAUACAUUUUAAAUUGAAGUUGGUUUGGUUUGAGAAGAUGACAUGCUAUGUACAAUUGCUAUUUAAUAUUUACGUUCCUGAUGAGACUGAUGAAGAGAUGUCAGGAGUAGCAAUUGUUAAAAAAAACAGCCUCCUAAAACCAUGCCAAAUUCCAGAUAAAGAUUAAGCACAUGAAGGAACAUUAAUGAUGAAAUGCCUAUAGUAACUUUCUUUCUCAAAUGAGAUAAUAUAUAAAAAAGUGACAAGCUUUAAAAAUCACACAGAAAUUGUUAUGUGUAACUAAAGCUCUGUUUUGUUUGGCAAAAAGCUUAAGUCCUGUUUGGUGUUGCUUGAUAAAGACAUGAUGUCUUUCCUACUCUUCCAUUUUUUUUUUCUGCAGCCUACCCUUGGUCUACCAAACCUGUGAUUAUCUUGUAGAAA
Messenger RNA from Manis javanica (Malayan pangolin), 980 nucleotides. NCBI's taxonomy places the organism in Eukaryota, Metazoa, Chordata, Mammalia, Pholidota, Manidae. The record is from RefSeq and is a predicted model, not a curated record.